This is a messenger RNA of Cavenderia fasciculata, 2256 nucleotides long. RefSeq lists its product as uncharacterized. The transcript is spliced from 6 exons. Gene Ontology annotation, biological process: proteasome-mediated ubiquitin-dependent protein catabolic process. Gene Ontology annotation, molecular function: ubiquitin protein ligase activity; protein binding. Bases 1 to 2256 code for a protein of 751 amino acids. Lineage: Eukaryota; Evosea; Eumycetozoa; Acytosteliales; Cavenderiaceae. The record is from RefSeq and is a predicted model, not a curated record.
AUGGAGACCACUACUAGUAGUACAACACCCUCCACUUCCUCCUCUUCCUCCUCUAGUACAACAGCUAACAGCAACAAUAACAACAAUACAACAACUAGUACUUCACCUAUUACCAUUUCAGAGUCUCCAACCAAUAGCAGCAGUAGCAGUGGAGAUUCAUCAACAUCUGAACCGACAACUGUAACAAGCGAUAAUAACAAUAACAAUAACAAUAGUAAUAGUACUACAGCAAAUGGAGUAAAGAAUUCAAACAACAAGAGACCAUUGACUAUAUCUUCAUAUAAUAACAAUAAUACAUCGUCGUCGUCAUCAUCUUCACAAGGCAGUAGUAAUGGAGCAAUAGUUCAACCAAACAAACAUUCCAAAAAUUCAAAUGGUGCAGCUGCCACUCCAAAGGAUAUUGAUGAUACACUGUCAUGUCCUAUAUGUCUCCAAAUCAUUAAAGAACCAUUUAUUACAAGAUGUGGUCAUUCUUUUUGUUAUCAAUGUAUUCUUACACAAAUUACAGAUAAAACAUCUUGUCCAAUAUGUUUACAUUAUUUAACAAGAGAUCAAAUCUUUCCAAACUUUGCUUUAAAUACAAUGGUUGAAAAGUUUUCACAUAGUCAUCUUGCAACGACUCCACCAAUUAAACAACUUCAAAAUACGAUUACACAUGAAAAUAUAUCGAUCACUGACAUUAACAAUAUUAUGGCAACAUUGAUGGAAAAGAAAAAAUUGUUAGAGUUGCAAGACCAACAAGUAGAGUAUGAAAUAUUAUUGGAUUUUUUAACAAAAACAAAGGGACAAAAGAUGGAGGCAUAUAAACAAUUAAAGAAACAAAUCGUAUUGUUGGAACAAGACAUUUCAAGAAUAGAAAAUGAAACUUCAAAUCAACAACAAUUGACGUCAGACUCAAAUCCUUCUUCUUCUACUACUACGACCACUACUUCUUCCUCUUCAUCUUCAUCUUCAUCUUCAACUACGACGGCAGUUAACAAUGUACAAACAAAGGAUAGUAGUAAAGAAAAUCAAAAACUUGAAAAUAAGAAAAGAAAAAUUGAUACUCAUUUGGAGGAUUUACAAAAUUGUUAUUUUUCAACUUAUAAUGAAAUUGAAAAUAAUAAUAAUAAUUCAAAAUCCAAUGGCAACAAUAAUAAUAAUACAUCAUCUUCAUCAUCUACUUCAUCUUCAUCAUCAUUAUCAAAUGAUUUAUUAUUAAUGGAAGAUCAAAUGAAUAGAAAAAUGAAUAAUAGUAGAGGGUUAUUAACAUUUUCAAAGAACCUUUCAAGAUUUACAAGAUACAAUGAAUUCAAAGUAAUAUCAACAUUAAAGUAUGGAGAUUUAUUCAAUACAAGUUCAAUAGUUAGUUCAAUUGAAUUUGACAAGGACGAUGAAUUCUUUGCAACGGCUGGUGUCACUAAAAAGAUCAAGGUUUUUGAAUUUUCUCAAGUGACAAUGAAAGAUGUAGAUGUUCAUGCACCGGUCAAGGAAAUGGUUUGUCGUUCGAAAAUCAGUUGUCUCAGUUGGAACACUUAUUUUAAAAAUCAAAUUGCUUCAUCAGACUAUGAAGGUAUCAUUACAUUGUGGGAUGUAAACACUGGUCAAGAAAUGGCAAUGAUGGAAGAACACGAAAAAAGAGUUUGGAGUGUCGAUUUUUCUAGAACUGAUCCAACUCAAUUUGCAUCAGGAUCCGAUGACACUAAAGUAAAAUUAUGGUCAACCACUCAAAAAAAGGCUUUAACAACUAUUGAAAGUAAAGCUAAUAUUUGUUGUGUUAAAUUUAAUCCUUCUUUUUCUCAUUUAAUUGCUUUUGGUUCUGCUGAUCAUCAUAUUCAUUAUUAUGACCUUAGACAACCAACUACAGCAGUUUCAGUAUUUAAAGGUCAUAGAAAAGCUGUUAGUUAUGUUAAAUUUAUGAACAAGGAUGAAAUUAUUUCAGCAUCAACUGAUAGUACAUUAAAACUUUGGAAUGUAAAUGCAAGUGAAUCAUGUGUUAGAACUUAUAGUGGACAUUCAAAUGAAAAGAAUUUUGUUGGUUUGGCGGUCAAUGGAGAUUAUAUUUGUUGUGGAAGUGAAAAUAAUGGUGUAUAUACAUAUUACAAAGCAUUGUCAAAACCAAUCGUCACUCACAGAUUUGGUGCCAAUUCUGGCAGUGGUGAAGAAACCGACGAAGAUGGAACUCAAUUUGUUAGUUCUGUUUGUUGGAAAAAAGAUUCCAACAUUUUAUUGGCUGCAAAUAGUCAAGGAAAUAUUAAAGUUUUAGAAUUAUUUUAA